GAAUACAAAUCCGUCUUGUUUAUGGAGCUCAUGGGAUUUUGAUAAAGCGAGGGGUCACCUUAUGGCCAUUCAGCGACAAGAUAGAAUGGAAGAAGUUUAUCGACGAGGGAUCAUUGUGGCAAGUAACGUACCACGCGAAACUUAUCUUGAGUUUUGCAAUAGAGAACCAAAGGUUUCUGUUAAAUACCGGCUCAUUGAUGGGAAAGUCAUAGCCCACGACCUACCUCUAGAUCCUCAUUCAACAGUACAAGGAGUAUUAACUGGUGAGAUGUAUAAUUGGAACCAUCGCGAACUCCGGGUUAUGGGCGAAACGGAUAUCACUGUGAACAUGAGAGAUGUGUAUCGUCCAGAUGCUUGUAUUCGACCAAUACAACGUCGACAACCUUCACAAAGGCAGGCAGUCAAUCCAAGCGGUAACCCAUACCCAACAAUGGUCAUAGAAAUUGGUAGCACAGAAAGCCUAAACAGUUUGCAUGAGCUGGCAACAGGAUAUUUUUCUCCACGCACCAAUAUUCAAAU
This is a messenger RNA of Paraglomus occultum, 519 nucleotides long. The record is from the annotation of a GenBank genome assembly. NCBI's taxonomy places the organism in Eukaryota, Fungi, Glomeromycota, Glomeromycetes, Paraglomerales, Paraglomeraceae.